AUCAUGCUUACCUCAUUCCAUUCAUAACCCCUUUCUCUCACUUCCACUCCACUCUCUUUCUCUCCCUCUCUCUUAAAUGCAAAGAGAAGCAGAAAGGUCCAUGUGAACCUUGACGAUCAAAAAGUGACUCCUUUUCCAAUUCUCUAUUAAUUAUUAUACACUUACAUACCAAUGGGUUCAUGCUCUUCCCUUCAAAGAACCCAACAGACCGAAGAAAAAACCACCAUGAAACUCAACCUCUCAUCUUUUGCCUCCAAAGCUAACACCCUCAUCAUUCCACCAUCACCCGUCAAGCCCAAAAAUAAUGAAACUUUCCCGCUUGACGAUUCUGCCCUUAACUCUCACCGCUCAACCACCACCACUUCAUUCACAGAUUAUGAUAAAAACGCUAGCAAAGAGGAAGCAUUUUUCGAUUCAAAGGCUUGGUUAGACUCAGACUGUGAAGAUGAUUUCUACAGUGUCAAGGGUGAGUUCACCCCAUCGCGUGGCACCACUCCGGUGCACCAUUCUUUCGCCACCCCUGUGAUGACCAAUACCAUUCCUGGUUCUGCAGCCGAGCCAUCUCCAACAGAAAGGAAAAAGAAACUGUUGGAGCUUUUUCGCGAAAGUAUCAGAGAACACAAAGAUGGCGGCGAAAACAAUGAAGGAGACAAACCAAUUAUACAGGACUUUCUACUAUCUAAAUCUGCAAACAGCACUCCAUAUUUCUCAGAGACUAACUCUGCAGGUAGCGCUGUUAAAUCUAAGCAGCGGUGCCUGCCGAGCUUGGUGCCGUGCCGCAGCUUCAGCGAGAGGCGAAGGAAGGGGAGUCCGGGUUCGGCAAUCGCUGCUAAUGGGAAGGCUUGAGUCCUCCUGUUGCAAUCUUUAUUAGCAAACAUAAAUCUUCCGCAUCUUGGAAGAUGAAGUCAAUGUGAUAUAUACGAUAAAUGUAUGUAAAAAUCUUUAGUAUAUGGCUGUAAAAAGCAAUGUAGAAUUAUAUUAUGAAUUUGGAAGGGAAAAAAAAUAAAAAGAGAAAAGAAAACACACAUAAAGGAAGAGAUUUUUAUUUAGUAA
Messenger RNA from Arachis stenosperma, 1053 nucleotides. RefSeq lists its product as uncharacterized. The transcript is spliced from 3 exons. The coding region runs from base 172 to 846 and encodes 224 amino acids. The record is from RefSeq and is a predicted model, not a curated record. NCBI's taxonomy places the organism in Eukaryota, Viridiplantae, Streptophyta, Magnoliopsida, Fabales, Fabaceae.